Molecule: messenger RNA, 2354 nt
Organism: Leptopilina heterotoma
Lineage: Eukaryota; Metazoa; Arthropoda; Insecta; Hymenoptera; Figitidae
Gene: Slob
Product: slowpoke-binding protein
Exons: 10
Coding region: 499-1911 (470 amino acids)
Source: RefSeq, a predicted model, not a curated record
CAAUUGACUCAACUCCCUUCAGACGGGACACGUUUUAUUAUGUAGUGUGUGCAGUUUAAUAGAAAAACUUUUCUACGUAUAUAUACAUAUAUACAUAAAAUUGUGGGUGAGUUGGGUGUCCCGGUCACGGCGCAGCCACGAAACCACUAUACCUGCGUUCGCGAAUCUGUGUCACGCCGGGUAUUGGGGGUGCAAACCCCCAACGCAUUCCGGCGACCAGUGCACUUCCACCCUCAUGAGGGUUCACCGCCUGCAAAAUUGUUCGCAUAGUCAGAAUUGUUUUUUUUCCUUUUUAUUUUUCAUUUUGCAAAUAUUCUCCGCUUAUCACCGCCAAAUAUUCUGAGACCAAAAUAAUGCAUCUGCAUUUAUACUCAAUGAGACAAUAAAUACGGAUAUUCACUCAUUUAAUAUUGAGAUUUAAAAAUUUUCGGGACCAAGAAAAAACUCCAUCCAAUAACGGAUUUUAAAAAUACAGAGAAAAUAUAUAUAUAGAGAAUAAUGUUCAAUUUAUAUCAGAAUUUUAGUAAAAAUAAAGAUGACUAUGAAUAUCAUAGGGAAACAGAGGUGACGGGUCACGAUAGAUUUUGCCAGGAGAGACCGGGAACGAGAAAAAAAAGAAAAAAUGUUGGUCGACGAACACAAAGUGCUAUUGAAUUGGAUUCGGGUGCAAUGUUAACUGCCAGAGGUGUUCUUCAACGUGGACGAAGUGCAAGCAUCGAGGAGGAUGAUAGCGAUGAUGAAAAAAAUUAUCCACUCACCAAUAAAAUUGAUAGUCUAGCGAAAAUUCUAUUUAAUCGUGUUUCAUCUGCACGUGGCUGUCGUGAAAAUGAAGUCAGAAACGGAAAGCAUCAAUACACUGCCUUGGGAAAUGGAUCUUCCGGUUGUGACGAUGUUGGAGAAUAUGUGGAAAUGGAAAAGCGAUCGAGAGAUCGUGCCCUAUCGAUUUGCACCACUUACAUUCAUGGAACUUCUCGCUACAAUUUACUAAAACAGCUCAACAAUAUUGGCUCUCGAAUGGAUAAACAUUGGUUUAUUGUCAGAGACACUUCAUUGAAAACAGAUAGAAUUUUGACUUUAACUCCACUCACGAAAAACUGUCCAGUAGAAAUUACACCGACAACGAAAGAAAUACUGAAUCAUCUUUUUCUUGUUCUUCAACAUCCCUACAUUUCACCAGUGCUAAAUAUUGAAUUCAUCGAAUACGAGGGAAUGAAUUACUCGAUUCUUCUUCAGCCAAUAAAUCAAGGAAGUCUCAAGGAUUUAAUUUACGGGAUUGAGAGAAACUGUUGGAAUGAGGAUUGGGGUCAAAAAUAUUCAGCUCGAGGCAAGGGUCUUCCUUUACCCCAAAUCCAGCAAAUGGGUCGGCAAAUCCUUGAGGCACUUGUCUUCUUGAAAGAACGUGGAUUUCCAACAGUCACUCAUUUACAUUCUGGCAAUGUUGUUGUUCAAAAUGGAGUUGCUCGUCUCGCGGGCCUAGAAAAUACACUUCUCGGCUUCACAAGUCGAACUCACACGAUAAUCACUUCGAGAUUAGUGCAUCACAAUUCUAUGGACACUAUUUGUUUUGGUCACAUGCUUUUUGAAAUGUGCACUGGAUACGAAUUAUGUUCCUUUAAACCCUCUUCAGUUCACUUCACGGAUCUUCAGAAAUAUCCUAAAGUGAGUAGAUUUUUGAAAUAUUUAUUCGAGGGACCUCAAUAUCCGAGUGUCGAGGAACUUAUCGUUCACGAUCUUUUCAGAAAUAUCGACCUUCGUGAAAUGCGAAGUGCUCCAGUUACAAUAUUUCGUCCAACUCUGACACCAUCAAUUGUAAAUUUACUCGAUGGCAUCAAGAGAUCAAAUUCAAGCACGCGCAGACAUAGGCAUAGGUCACGAUCACCAAACCAAGUUUUAUUAAUGCGCAGAUAUUGAAUUUCAUCACUCGACAGUGACGAUAUGAUUUCUCUAAAAAGUCCAGAGACGGAAUUCAAUAAAGAUUCGUUGCUUGCUCAUAUUUACAACGAGCUUUCAAACACAACUAUUUAAAGAAGAUUACAAAAAAAAAAAAAUAAGAAACGGGAACAAUUUUCUUCUGCUUCUACUUCUUUACCUCUACUUAACUAAGUGCCAAAAUUAAAACAAAAGCGAACGACAUUUGUAAAAGAAAAAAGACUCGAAACUGCGAUUCUAAUCACUUUAAAGUUUAAACUAUAGGAAAAAUUAUUUAACUACUGAUGAAUCUUAACUUGAAAGGAAAAAAAAAAAAUAUAUAUAUAUAUAUAUUAAAAAUUAUAAAAUAAAAUAUCUAUUCGUAAAUUUAUAAACGUCCUGAUAUUAUACGUCAAUCAAUAAAUCUACACUGUCUUUAAUUUUCA